CGCGUGCGCAGCGAACAGCUGUCACCCAGUGCGGAACAAGUCUUCCAAAUUUCCCAAAUCUCCCUGGGCCGGAGGCCACCUUCUUCCUCCUCAUCUUCCUCCUUGGGGUCGUAUCUCCGUCCCCACCCGCGCGCCAGGUUUCUCUGGGCCACAAAUAGCCAGUACUCUUCUCUCCACUUGGCUGAGCUCAUUGCAGGUGUGUGUAGGCUCUAUGCCCAGCGUGGAACCCAAUGUGGGGCUUGAAUGCAUGACCCUGAGAUCAAGACCUGAGCUGAGAUCAAGAGUUGGAUGCCCGUACAUCUGGUAUUUGUAUACCAGAGACUGCCCUAAACCAUCAUGGAGGUGGCUGAGGUAGAGAGUCCUCUGAACCCCAGCUGUAAGAUCAUGACCUUCAGACCCUCCAUGGAGGAGUUCCGGGAGUUCAACAAAUACCUCGCGUACAUGGAGUCUAAAGGAGCCCAUCGAGCGGGUCUUGCAAAGGUGAUUCCUCCUCGGGAAUGGAAGCCAAGGCAGUGCUAUGAUGACAUUGAUAAUUUGCUUAUUCCAGCACCGAUUCAGCAGAUGGUCACAGGGCAGUCGGGACUGUUCACUCAAUACAACAUCCAGAAAAAAGCCAUGACAGUGAAAGAGUUCAGGCAGCUGGCUAACAGUGGCAAAUACUGUACUCCAAGAUACUUGGAUUAUGAAGAUUUGGAGCGCAAGUAUUGGAAGAACUUAACUUUCGUAGCACCUAUCUAUGGCGCCGACAUUAAUGGAAGCAUAUAUGAUGAGGGUGUGGAUGAAUGGAACAUAGCUCGCCUAAAUACGGUCUUGGAUGUGGUUGAGGAAGAGUGCGGUAUUUCUAUUGAGGGUGUAAACACCCCUUAUCUCUAUUUUGGCAUGUGGAAAACCACAUUCGCGUGGCACACCGAGGAUAUGGACCUCUACAGCAUUAAUUAUCUCCACUUUGGAGAGCCCAAGUCUUGGUAUGCAAUACCCCCGGAACAUGGAAAACGACUUGAAAGACUAGCUCAAGGUUUUUUCCCAAGCAGUUCUCAAGGGUGUGAUGCAUUUCUUCGCCACAAGAUGACACUGAUAUCUCCCUCAGUACUGAAGAAGUAUGGUAUUCCCUUUGACAAGAUCACUCAGGAGGCUGGAGAAUUUAUGAUUACUUUUCCAUAUGGCUACCAUGCUGGUUUUAAUCAUGGUUUCAACUGUGCAGAAUCUACAAAUUUUGCUACAGUCAGAUGGAUUGACUAUGGGAAGGUUGCUAAAUUGUGCACCUGCAGGAAAGACAUGGUGAAAAUUUCAAUGGAUAUUUUUGUGAGGAAAUUUCAGCCAGACAGAUAUCAGCUUUGGAAGCAAGGAAAGGAUAUAUACACCAUUGACCAUACAAGGCCUACUCCAGAAUCCACACCUGAAAUAAAAGCAUGGCUGCAGAGGAGGAGGAAAGUAAGAAAAGCAUCCAGGAGCAAACAUUCUGCUCUGACCACAGUGUCUCUUGUUAAUAGUUUCCAGUGCACUGGUUCUUACUCUAAGAGGCUUAAGAAUGAGGAGGAUGAAGAAGUGUCACCUGCAGUCGAUAGGGUGGAGGGCCUCACCCCUGACCAAGACCCAGAAGACCUCAAGGUCAGUGAAAAAUCAGUAGAAGCAGUGAAGAUGGGGAACACAGAAUCUCCUUUAGAAGAAGAGGCUUCUGCUAGCAGGAAGCAGCCAGAUCAGAAUUCAUUGGAUAAUGUCAAACUCUCAGGAAAUAGUUGCUUAAGCACAUCUAUACCAGAAGAAGUACAAAUUAAGGAUGACCAAGACUAUGGUGUAAUUCUACCUUCAAAUCCCAGUGAAACUGAUGAUUCCAUAUCUGGCGGCCAUGUGACAUCCAAGGAAUCAGACCCACCCAAGCUUCCAUGGCCAAAGUUACCUGAGUCAUGCUUCUCAGUGGCAGAGAGUAACAGUGUGCUGAUAGAGGGAGAUGAGAGUGAUGUGGAUACCCGCAGGAGUGGCCUCGAACCUGGGGAGAUCCCAGUGAUCCCCAGGGGAGAGAGAAAUGGCCUCGCUGUCCUUGGUAGAAUAGAGGGAGAAACCAAAACUGCUAAAAGUUGGCGCCAUCCACUUAGUAAGCCUCCGGCAAGGUCCCCAUUGACUCUGGUGAAGCAGCAGGCAACAAGCGAUGAAGAAUUGCCCGAGGUUCCAUCGAUUGAGGAGGAAGUGGAAGAAACAGAGUCUUGGGCGAAGCCUUUGGUCCACCUUUGGCAGACGAAGUCCCCAAACUUUGUGGCUGAACAGGAGUAUAACGCAGCCAUGGCCAGAAUGGAGCCACACUGUGCCAUCUGUGCUCUUCUUAUGCCAUACUACAAGCCAGAUAGCAGCAAUGAAGAAAAUGAUUCUAGAUGGGAGACAAAAUUAGACGAAGUUGUUACUCCGGGAGGAAAGACUAAGCCCCUCAUUCCAGAGAUGUGUUUUAUUUAUAGUGAAGAAAAUAUAGAAUAUUCUCCGCCUAAUGCCUUUCUGGAAGAGGAUGGAACAAGUCUUCUGAUUUCCUGUGCAAAGUGCUGCGUACGGGUUCAUGCAAGUUGCUAUGGUAUCCCUUCUCACGAGAUCUGUGAUGGAUGGCUGUGUGCCCGGUGCAAAAGAAAUGCAUGGACAGCAUUACUGCUUGACUCCUGGGCUUACACACUGAGCAGUUCUGUUACCCAAGAUAAUGAACCAGGGUUUGAGAAAGUAAGUGUUUUACCCCCAGGAUCGCCUCACAAUAUGGAGUGCUGUCUCUGCAAUUUGAGAGGGGGUGCUCUUAAGGAAACGAAGAACAAUAAGUGGGCCCAUGUCAUGUGCGCCGUCGCGGUGCCAGAAGUUCGAUUCACUAAUGUCCCAGAAAGGACACAGAUAGAUGUAGGCAGAAUACCUUUACAGAGGUUAAAAUUGAAAUGCAUCUUCUGCAGACACCGGGUCAAGAAGGUCUCUGGAGCCUGCAUCCAGUGUUCCUACGGCCGUUGCCCAGCCUCCUUCCAUGUCACAUGUGCUCAUGCUGCUGGGGUGCUGAUGGAGCCUGAUGAUUGGCCAUACGUGGUGAACAUCACAUGCUUUCGACAUAAGGUCAACCCAAAUGUGAUGAACAAACUGAGGCUGAUAAAGGUUCAAGAUCCCAAGAUCACACAGCUAAAGUCCAAGGCUGGGGAGAAGGGCAUCUCUGUGGGGCAGACGGUCAUCACAAAGCAUCGGAACACCCGGUAUUACAGCUGCAGAGUGAUCGCUGUGACAUCGCAGACCUUCUAUGAGGUUGUGUUUGAUGAUGGCUCCUUCAGCAGAGACACAUUCCCUGAGGAUAUAGUGAGCCGAGACUGUGUGAAACUGGGCCCUCCUGCUGAGGGAGAAGUUGUCCAAGUCAAGUGGCCUGAUGGCAAACUCUAUGGAGCAAAAUAUCUGGGAUCAAAUGUUGCCCACAUGUACCAGGUUGAAUUUGAAGAUGGAUCCCAGAUAGCAAUGAAGAGAGAGGACAUCUACACUUUAGACGAAGAGUUACCCAAGAGAGUGAAAGCUCGUUUCUCCACAGCCUCUGAUAUGCGAUUUGAAGACACAUUUUACGGAGCAGACAUAAUCCAAGGCGAGAAAAAAAGACAGAGAGUGCUGAGCUCCAGGUUUAAGAACGAAUAUGUGGAUGACCCUGUGUACCGCACAUUUUUGAAGAGCUCUUUCCAGAAGAAGUGUCAGAAGAGACAGUAAUCUGCAUAUACUGCUGUAGGCAACCAAGCAAGUUGGUCCGGAAGAAGAAAGAUGAAGGGACAGCCUUGGGGCCAGUGAUGUGUUUCACUGGGGUAGGUGGCGGGGGUGUUUCUGACAGUGGAAAAUUAGGCUUGCCAGAGUUUGUCACCCAAACCACAGAGUACAAGUGUUACUAAUUGGACACAACAAUCUGAAGUCAUCCCCUAGUCCUGCUUUCACUUGUGAGCAAUUGUCUUCGAUGAUCCCAAAGAACUUUUCUAAGUAAAAGGAAAUAAUAAUGAAUCACCCACCAAAAAAAGCCACUGCCUGAGGAGGCGGGUCCCACAUGCGACCUAAUUAGGCCUUUAGUCAGGAAACACAUGGAGACUUUUCUCCACAAGCCCAGCGGGUGGGAGCCUCCAUACCCAGGUAGGAGGGUGAUCAUUUAUAUAUUUUCCACAGUCAGGGAAGGACUCUCACUUAUUUAAAUGGCAGUUUUUAUAAAACAUUUUUAAAAUACAAAUGGCCUGUAUGGUAAUGAGAUUUACCCUUGUGCUAUCUGUAAUUUCCCUUGUACAGAACUUUUAAAAUUUUUUAUAUCCCUAUUACUUUUGAUUGUGUCUGAUGAGAACUGAGUUGUUGGCCUUUGUGAAAUUUUGGCUCUUGAGAAAGAAUUCUUAUGAACUGUAUGGGAAUUUUAUAUAUUUAAAGAGGGAGAUCUGGGGCGGUUAUUUUUAAACACUUUUUUUUCAUAAUAUUCUGAGUAGAUAUUUAUAAAAUAUAUUUCUUUCAUUAUGUGUUUGUAAAAUUAGAGUUUAAAUAAAUAUGCUUUGAUGCAUAGUUUUCAACUAAUUUGAUUUUUCCUUUUUAAAACAGCUUGAAAAUGUACUAGUGUUUAAAAAUAAAGAUUUCCAUUUUCUCCAA
This is a messenger RNA of Felis catus (domestic cat), 4599 nucleotides long. It is a transcript of the gene KDM4C, whose product is annotated as lysine demethylase 4C. Bases 337 to 3696 code for a protein of 1119 amino acids. Gene Ontology annotation, cellular component: nucleus. The transcript has 27 exons. Gene Ontology annotation, biological process: chromatin remodeling. Lineage: Eukaryota; Metazoa; Chordata; Mammalia; Carnivora; Felidae. The record is from RefSeq and is a predicted model, not a curated record. Gene Ontology annotation, molecular function: histone H3K9 demethylase activity; histone H3K36 demethylase activity.